AUGCCAAACACGAAUGACGCGAGACUUACCCAUGACGACUAUACCGUAGCAUGGAUUUGCCCGCUGGAGGUCGAGCAGAUCGCCGCUAUCAGAAUGUUGGACAGUGAGCAUGAGCGCCUGCCACAACCACCUAAUGACCACAACGUCUACACGCUCGGCAGCAUCAAUGGACAUAACGUCGUCAUCGCUGGCCUCCACUCCCCUGGCAACAACCCUGCGGCCGUAGUUGUGACGCAAAUGAGAAAUACUUUCCAACAGCUAAGAUUUGGUGUUCUUGUUGGCAUAGGCGGUGGCGUUCCAACAAGCACUGAACGGGGAGACAUCCAUCUCGGUCAUGUAGUGGUAAGCAAACCCGUGGGCGAGCAUUCAGGUGUGGUGCAAUAUGAUCACGGGAAGGCCGAAGUCGGCCAGUUUCGGCACACUGGCUACCUAGCUCCCCCACCAACUGUAUUGCUCAACGCUGCUCAGGAAAUGGAUGUAAGGCGGGCAAUGACGCGGGAAGAUCCGCUUCUCAACCAUAUGGCACGGAUCGACACGGCUGUUCCGGGCCUCCGGAGAUAUAAGUAUCCCGGAGCCGACAAGGACCACCUUUAUCGAGCGGAAUAUGUGCAUCCCGAUCCGAACAUUGCCUGCCGGAAGUGUGGAUGCGAUUCGAGCCAGAUUAUGGAUCGUCGGGCUGAAGACAGCGAUGAUGACGAUGAUGUGUAUGGUCAAGGUCAGCAACUAGUGGUACACAGGGGAACGAUUGCCGCCGGGGAGCUGGUAAUCAAACAUGGGGUGCUGAGAGAUGAACUAGCGAGACAAUAUAGCAUCCUCUGUUUUGAAAUGGAGGCCGCUGGGGCUUUAGCUGACUUCCCUUGCCUUGUUAUCCGGGGCAUCUCGGACUAUUCAGACUCGCAUAAGAAUGACCGGUGGCAGGGUUACGCUGCAGCUGCUGCAGCAGCCUAUGCUAGGGAGCUUUUUUUUCACAUGCCUAUAGAUGAAGUCAAGAAAUGCAAGAUAGCUGAGCGCGAUGUGAAACAAAUGAUCACCCAAGUUGAAGGCCUCGCUCAAGACAAUCAAUCCCGCAAAAUAUAUGACUGGCUGAAACCCCCUGAUCCCUCAACCAACCUGAACGAAGCGCAAAAGAAGCGACAUGAAGGAACGGGUUCCUGGUUCCUUGAGAGCGAGCCAUUUAAAGAGUGGAAGUCUGAGACACGUCGAUAUCUCUGGCUACAUGGGAUUCCAGGGUGUGGGAAGACUGUUCUCAGCGCAAUAAUUAUCGAGCAUCUUAAUCAGCAACUCGAUUCUUCUCAUGUUGUCCUUCAUUUCUUCUUCGAUUUUACCGAUACCAAUAAACAGUCACUCAACAAGCUUGUCCGCUCACUUGUUGCACAACUGUAUUGGAGAUGUGAGAAUUCUCAAAAGGAGCUCGACAAGCUGUUUUCGUCCUGUGAAUAUGGUCGUCAACAGCCAACGCACGAAUCCCUCCUCGACACAUUCCAACAUAUGGUGAACCACGUCGAAAAGAUCCAAAUCGUCAUAGACGCUCUGGAUGAAUGUAAAACAAGGAGAGAUUUACUCUUGUGGAUGGAAAGGCUUGCAAGCUCUGGACAUCCAGGGCUUAACCUCCUCGCCACUAGUCGGAGAGAAGAAGAUAUCGAAUCAGAAUUAAAACGCUGGAUGCAUCGAGGGAACUUCCUUUCUAUUCAGCAAGACCCUGUGAAUCAUGAUAUUCGCGCAUAUGUCCAUGAGCGACUUCGAAAUAAUAAUGGUGGUUUUAAGAGGUGGCACUCGGAACAAUCAGUGCAAGACGAAAUCGAGACUGAACUUAUGAAGAAAGCUGAUGGGAUGUUUAGGUGGGCUGCAUGCCAACUUGAUAUUCUGCAAAAGUGUCUGGAUCUUCGAAUGCUUCGGGACUCGCUUAGAUCUCUACCCAAGACACUAGAGGAAACCAUCUUGAACUUCUUCCUCCAGCAAAGACAAGCGUACGCAGUUUGGGGGAAUCUUUUUGACCCAGAUUGGCCUGGGCAUGAAGAAACGAGCCAAUAUAGAGAGAUGGCAACUCCAUUGUACUACGCGUCCUUAGCAGGUCUCCGAUGUAUCGUGGAACUGCUGCUAGAGAAAGGCGCCGAUGUCAACGCGCAGGGCGGGCUGUACGGGAACCCUCUCCAGGCUGCCUGUGGUCGAGGCGACAAGGAGGUCGUGCAGCUGCUGCUAGAGAAAGGUGCUGAUGUUAAUGCGCAGGGGGGGGAGUACGGCAACGCUCUCCAGGCUGCCUGUGUAGAAGGCGACAAGGAGGUCGUGCAGCUGCUGCUAGAAAAAGGCGCUGAGGUCAACGCGCAGGGCGGGCAGUACGGGAACCCUCUCCAGGCUGCCUGUGGUCGAGGCGACAAGGAGGUCGUGCAGCUGCUGCUAGAGAAAGGUGCUGAUGUUAAUGCGCAGGGGGGGGAGUACGGCAACGCUCUCCGUGCUGCCUGUGUAGAAGGCCACAAGGAGGUCGUGCAGCUGCUGCUAGAGAAAGGUGCUGAGGUCAAUGCGCAGGGCGGGCUGAACGGCAACGCUCUCCGUGAUGCCUGUGUAGAAGGCCACAAGGAGGUCGUGCAGCUGCUGCUAGAGAAAGGCGCCGAGGUCGAGGCGCAGGGGGGGGGAGUACGGCAACGCUCCCAGACUGCCUCUGCAGAAGGCCAACGCGCAGGGCAGGUUCCGGAGUCGAUAGCAGGGUCCUGA
Messenger RNA from Aspergillus thermomutatus, 2709 nucleotides. RefSeq lists its product as uncharacterized. Gene Ontology annotation, molecular function: protein binding; catalytic activity. Bases 1 to 2709 code for a protein of 902 amino acids. The transcript is spliced from 4 exons. The record is from RefSeq and is a predicted model, not a curated record. Lineage: Eukaryota; Fungi; Ascomycota; Eurotiomycetes; Eurotiales; Aspergillaceae. Gene Ontology annotation, biological process: nucleoside metabolic process.